AAUCCCCGCAAAACCUUUCAAAAGUUAAAAACCCCAGCACUCUCUCUUCCCGGCGAGAGAGUGAGAGAGGGAUGGAAUUCGACAACUGGGAUUUGAGCGCGGAAGAUCUCGAUUCUCUUGAGAAAGACGCUCUUAGAAAGAUCUCAGAGCGGAAAUCCUCUUCUUCUUCCGCCUCCGUCAGCUCCCCUCCUCCAAUUCCAGCCAAGAAUCCCCCUUUCACGAAUCUCGAUCGCUUUCCCGUCAAAACUGCCCUAGAAACACGCUUCAGUAAGGUGGAAGCUACGCCUCAUUGUGUGCAACCCAACUCAGAUGCACGGAGAGAAUCUGAGAGCAGUAAUGUAAAUGACCUUCCAAAGCUCUCCAUCAGGCUUUUUCUCCAUGCAAGUGGAAACAUUGCUGCAAAGUUUACUUACCAUCAAAUACUGGUAGGGGCAUUCCACAAGAUCCCCAAAGCUAGUUGGCAUGCGAAAGAAAGAUUAUGGAUGUUCCCUGCUUCUUCUUUGCAAUCAGCGGAAAAAGUUUUCGAUGAGAUUGUUGGUGUGAAUGUUGAGGUACAGAAGUUAGAUCCUUUGGUAAAAUCUGCUCUCACUGCUGCUUCCUUUGUUCCAGAUCUUCGAGAUUUAUAUGAUAGGAUGCCAAGAUUUAUUGAAUCAAAGCUCCUAUCAUUUCAAAGAGAUGGAGUCAGGUUUGUGUUGCAGCAUGGAGGAAGGGCUCUCUUAGCAGAUGAGAUGGGUCUUGGGAAGACUUUACAGGCAAUUGCUGUUGCUGCAUGUGUUCGUCAGUCUUGGCCCGUUCUUGUUCUCACCCCAUCUUCCUUGCGCUUACAUUGGGCUUCUAUGAUUCAACAAUGGCUGAAUCUUUCUUCAACUGAUAUACUGGUGGUUUUAUCCCAGGGGGGAGGGUCAAACAGGGGAGGAUUCAGAAUAGUAUACUCAAAUGCUAAGGAUUCUAUUAAUCUCGAUGGCGAAUUCAACAUUUUAUCUUAUGAUGUUGUACCUAAAUUACAACAUGUGCUUUUGGCUUCAGAUUUCAAGAUUGUGAUUGCAGAUGAGUCACACUUCUUGAAGAAUCCUCAAGCAAAGAGGACAACUGCUUCCCUUCCAGUUCUAAAGAAAGCUCAAUAUGUUAUUCUGCUGACUGGGACUCCUGCUUUAUCACGACCAAUUGAGAUAUUCAAACAGUUGGAAGCCUUGUAUCCUGAUGUAUACAAAAAUGUUCACGAGUAUGGAAACCGAUAUUGCAAGGGUGGUGUCUUUGGCAUUUACCAAGGUGCUAGCAACCAUGAGGAGCUGCACAAUUUGAUGAAAGCAACUGUGAUGAUUCGCAGACUUAAGAAAGAUGUUCUUUCUGAGCUUCCUGUAAAGCGCAGACAGCAGGUCUUUCUUGAUUUGGAUGAGAAAGAUAUGAAACAAAUUCGUGUUCUUUUUCGAGAGUUGGAGCUCAUAAAAAGCAGUAUCAAGGCCUGCCAAUCCAAAGAGGAAGUUGAAUCACUCAAGUUUUCUGAAAAAAAUCUUAUCAACAAGAUCUAUAAUGAUUCUUCUGAAGCCAAGAUUCCUGCAGUUCUAGACUACUUGGGAACUGUCAUUGAGGCAGGUUGCAAGUUCCUAAUAUUUGCACAUCACCAGUCUAUGAUCAACUCAAUACACCAGUUUCUUCUUAAAAAGAAAGUGGGUUGUAUUCGAAUUGAUGGUACUACUCCGUCAUCAUCAAGGCAAGCCUUAGUUUCAGAUUUUCAGGAGAGAGAGAAUAUAAGGGCAGCAGUGCUCUCUAUUAAAGCCGGAGGAGUUGGAUUAACUUUAACAGCGGCAAGCACAGUCAUCUUUGCCGAGUUGUCUUGGACUCCUGGUGAUAUAAUUCAAGCAGAAGACCGUGCUCAUCGUAUUGGCCAGGUAUCAUCUGUUAACAUAUACUACCUGCUUGCCAAUGACACAGUUGACGACAUAAUCUGGGAUGUUGUUCAGAGCAAGUUGGAAAAUUUGGGCCAGAUGCUUGAUGGCCAUGAUAACACCUUGGAAGUUGCUGUCAACAAAACAAGCAGAAGCCCUGCAAAGCAGCUAGCCCGUAACUCUUUAGCUGCUGUCAACCAAACAAGUAGAAGCCCUGCAAAGCAGCCAACCCUCGACUCUUUCUUGAAACCUUGUCAUGGUACCCAAACAAGUAGAAGCCCUGCAAAGCAGCUAACCCUCGACUCUUUCUUGAAACCUUGUCAUGGUACCAUAGAUAAAGAAAUGCUUGAUGGCCAUGAAAACACCUUGGAAAUUGAUGUCGGCCAAACAAGAAGCAGUCCUGCAAAGCAGCUAACCCCCAACUCUUUCUUGAAACGUUGUCAUGGUACUAUAGAUAAAGAAGCAGGUGAUCAUGGAAAACCAAAAAAUCCCAGAAACUAAGGCAUGUAAGUGUACAAUGUAUAAUAGUAAUAUAAACAACGUUUCUGUUUUUGUAUAUCAGAUUCCUGGGAGGUACCGUAAUUUUGAAAUGGGGGCCAAAUCCCUUCGAAAAUGAUCUAAACAAUGGUACAUCCCCACAUGUAAUAUGUUAUCUGCCAACGGUUACCGUCUUUUAUGGGAGAUGUGUAUGUUUGGUUUCUCAAA
Molecule: messenger RNA, 2591 nt
Organism: Magnolia sinica
Lineage: Eukaryota; Viridiplantae; Streptophyta; Magnoliopsida; Magnoliales; Magnoliaceae
Exons: 25
Coding region: 72-2387 (771 amino acids)
Biological process (GO): replication fork processing; DNA repair
Cellular component (GO): nuclear replication fork
Molecular function (GO): ATP binding; ATP-dependent chromatin remodeler activity
Source: RefSeq, a predicted model, not a curated record